Messenger RNA from Ziziphus jujuba (common jujube), 1325 nucleotides. RefSeq names its product CBBY-like protein. The record is from RefSeq and is a predicted model, not a curated record. NCBI's taxonomy places the organism in Eukaryota, Viridiplantae, Streptophyta, Magnoliopsida, Rosales, Rhamnaceae. Gene Ontology annotation, molecular function: hydrolase activity. The transcript is spliced from 11 exons. Bases 84 to 1205 code for a protein of 373 amino acids.
GUUGGAUUCAUCAUCCAAGAGGGGCAAAUAAGGUUGCGUCUGAGAUAGCACAACAAUUCCGUUGGCCAAGCAAAGCAGCAGCCAUGAAAAGCGCUUCCUGUUCAAUUCUUGGAACUCUGCGCUUCUCAACCACCAUCCACCGUAACAACGCUCACUUGUACGCAUUGCCCAGAAACAAACUCGCUCUCUUUCCUCCAUUUCGCUCCACUUUCUUCACAAACUUCAAAUUCCAUAGAAAACAUCUCCACUUCAAUCGCUCCACCGCUUUUCCCUCACUUUCCAUCCCGACCCACCACGACCAAAAACCAGCUCGGGAACCCGCCCUUCUCCUUGAGGUUGAAGGGGUCCUUAUUGAUGCUUAUCGUCUUGGCAAUCGGCAAGCCUUUAAUGUAGCUUUCCAAAAGCUUGGGCUGGACUGUGCAAACUGGUCACAACCAGUUUAUUUAGACCUUUCAAGGAAAAGUGCUGGUGAUGAGGAGAGGAUGCUGAUUUUGUAUUUCAAUCGGAUUGGUUGGCCUACUUCAUUGCCCACCACUGAAAAAGAAUCAUUUGUAAAAUCAGUUUUACGAGAAAAGAAAAAUGCUCUAGAUGAAUUUUUGGUUUCAACAAGUUCACCUUUACGACCUGGAGUUGAAGAAUUUAUUGAUGAUGCAUACAGUGAAGGAAUACCUGUGAUCAUAUUGACUGCCUACAGUAAAAGUGGGGAGAAAAUUGCCAGACUUAUUACAGAAAAGCUUGGUCGCGAAAGAGUUUCAAAGGUAAAGAUCAUUGGCAAUGAAGAGGUAGAAAAAAGUUUAUAUGGCCAACUUGCACUUGGUAACGUGUUUUCGAAGGAUUUAGAUGAGCAACUAGCCAUGGAGGCAAAAAAGGCAGUUUCUGCUGAGAAACAAAGGAUAGCAAAGAAAGUUGCUUCUAUGUUAAAGUUGAGUGUUGAUAUUGAUACUAGCUCAUCUGAAAGCUUACAGAAGAUUGUAGCUGCACUGCGUGCUGGGGCAGAAAAUGCAGGGGUACCCGUCUACAGUUGUGUCCUUAUUGCAGGAAGCCAAUCUGGAGUGGUUGGAGCUGAGAGAAUAGGCAUGCCAUGUGUUGUGCUGAGAAGUAGUUUGACAUCUAGAGCGGAGUUCCCUUCAGCAAAUGCUGUAAUGGAUGGCUUUGGAGGUGCAGAUUUAACAAUCUCUAAACUGCGCCAGAAGAUAUGGUCAUGAGAUUAACUUGAUUCUUUGAGAUCUUGUUGCUUAAGUCUAUUAGCUUCUGCAUGUGAUGUAUUUGAUUACUCUUAUAGGCAUGUUUUAGGUCGAUACAAUUCCAUAAAUACUGCUUUUUCA